AUGGCAGCCAUCGCACCAAUUGUCAGCAGUUUCUCGCUCAUCUUUGGAGGAUGUUGCGCAAAUGUCUAUUGUCUCGAGGCAAUCGUAAAACAAGAGCCUAAUAGCGGUUUGCUGAUCACGCUGUUUCAAUUCGUAUUCACUUGUCUCUCGACAUUACACUACCAAUUCGAUCCCAAUGGUCGUUACUAUAUGAGGAGCUCACCAGUACCAUUCCGGAAGUGGUGUGUGAGCGCAGCUUUGUUCUUCACAGUCAACAUGUUGAACAACUGGGCAUUUGCUUUCAACAUCUCGGUUCCGGUCCACAUUAUUCUCAGGAGCUUUGGUAGUGUCACUACCAUGAUAGCUGGGUGGAUGCGUGGCAAGAAGUACACACCUUUGCAGGUUUUCUCGGUUGCAGUCUUAACGCUCGGUGUCAUGGUUUCUGCGUGGGCGGAUGCUCAGUCAAAGGGCAAAAACCUGGAGACGUCAAGCAGCAGCAUGUCAAACUCGUCGCUACAGGCUGGUCUUGUGGUCCUACUAAUCGCACAGCUGCUUUCAGCGUGGAUGGGAGCUUAUGUUGAAGACAUCUACAGAGAUCACGGAAAAGAUUGGCAGGCCAACCUCUUUUACUCACACUUGCUGUCUAUUCCGUUUUUUGCCGGAUUCGCCCCGACCCUGACGCAGCAGUUCAACCGUCUGCAGUCAUCGCAAUCAUUUCAGGUGUCUCCCAAGAUGGCCGCCUCUCUCCCGCCGCUGGUUAGCACGAUUCUCGCAUCAACAUCCCAGCACAUCAUAUACCUGACUGCCAACGCACUCACGCAAUUACUGUGCAUCACUGGUGUCAACAUGCUUAGUGCAAACACUUCUGCUGUUACCGUCACGAUUGUGCUCAACAUCAGGAAGCUGGUGAGUUUCUUACUGAGCAUCUGGCUAUUCGGAAACCACAUGAGCGGACUAAUGAAGGUGGGCGCCGCGAUGGUGUUUGGAGCUGGAGCACUGUACGGGUGGGAGACCACGUACCGUAUACCUCAGCAGAGGAAGCGUAGCUUCAAAGAGCCUCAGCCCAACAUGUCCUCCUCACCUGCUGGGAGCAUCCGCCAGCGAGCAGGCAAAGACAAGAAGCGACCUGUCUCACCCAACCCAGAAGCCCUGUCUGAGAAGGUUGAGAAGGUUGCCAAUGUCGUCGCAAAGGGCAAGCCCUACAAGCCCGCGCAGCAGGGCAGCGAAUGGGACUACAGGCUUGCCAUCACCAUCAUGACCGUCCUCGCCUUCAUCACUCGCUUUUGGGGCAUCAGACAUCCCGACCAGGUUGUCUUUGAUGAGGUCCAUUUUGGAAAGUUCGCUUCUUACUAUCUGCAACGUACCUACUUCUUCGAUGUCCACCCACCGCUCGGAAAGCUCCUCUUUGCUUUUGCUGGAUGGCUCGUUGGAUACAAGGGCGAGUUUCUCUUCGAGAACAUUGGUGACUCGUACAUCACCAACAAGGUUCCCUAUGUCGCAUACCGUGCCAUGCCUGCCUCGCUCGGCGCCCUUACUGUUCCCAUUGUCUUCAUGAUCAUGUGGGAGUCCGGAUACUCGCUACCUGCCUGCGUCACCGCUGCUGGACUCAUGCUCCUCGACAACGCCCACAUUGGCCAGACGCGCCUUAUCCUCCUCGAUGCCUCCCUCAUCUUCUUCAUGGCUCUCUCUGUGCUAUCUUACAUUCGCUUUUACAAGGAAAGACAUGCACCUUUUGGUCAGAAAUGGUGGAAGUGGCUCCUGUUGACUGGUAUCAACCUGAGCUGCGUCAUCUCCAUCAAAUACGUUGGUGUAUUCACUUUCUUCUCGAUUGGUGUCCCGGUCUUGAUUGAUCUUUGGGACUUGAUGGACGUCAAUCGACGACAGGGUGCAUUGACUCUAGUCGAGUUUGGCAAGCACUUUGUUGCUCGUCUUGUCGGCCUGCUUAUUGUCCCCUUCUUCCUCUACCUCUUCUGGUUCCAGGUUCAUUUCGCCAUCCUUACUCGUUCCGGACCUGGUGACGACUUUAUGACUCCAGAGUUCCAGGAAACCUUGAGCGACAACGUCAUGAGCCUUCAGUCUGUUAGCAUCAAUUAUUAUGAUGCCAUCACCAUCCGCCACAAGGAGACCAAGGUCUACCUUCACAGCCACCCAGACCGCUACCCACUCCGAUACGAGGAUGGACGUGUCUCUUCUCAAGGACAGCAAGUAACCGGUUACCCCCACAACGAUACCAACAACCACUGGCAGGUCCUUCCUUCUACUCCUCUUCCAGCCGAGGCUGGCCAGCGCGUCCAGGUAGGCGACGUAGUUCGUCUUCGCCAUUUGGUUACCAACACUAUGCUCUUGACUCACGAUGUCGCAUCACCUUACUACCCCACUAACCAGGAAUUCACGACUGUGAGCUUAGAGGAUGCCGCCGGUGCGCGUUACAAUGACACGCUUUUCCAGAUCAAGGUCGACAAGGGCAAGGGUGACUUUAAGACCAUGUCUACCCACUUCAAACUGAUCCACGUCCCCACCAAGGUCGCCAUGUGGACCCACUCCAAGCCCUUGCCAGACUGGGCCUACAAACAGGCUGAGAUCAAUGGAAACAAGGCUGUUCAGCAAUCCAGCAACGUUUGGUAUGUCGAUGACAUUCCUUCGCUCCCGGCCGAAGACGAGCGCAACAAGAAGGAGCCCAAGAAGGUCAAGCACUUGAGCUUCUUGAGGAAGUGGGUCGAGGUUCAACGUGCCAUGUUCCAUCACAACAACGCCCUUACGAGCUCCCACCCCUAUGCAUCGCAACCUAUUUCCUGGCCUUUCCUUCUGCGUGGUGUGUCUUUCUGGACCAAGAACGAUACCCGCCAGCAGAUUUACUUCCUGGGUAAUCCUAUUGGAUGGUGGCUUGCCUCUUCGCUUCUGGCCGUCUUUGUCGGUAUCAUUGGCGCAGACCAGCUGGCUCUCCGCCGUGGUAUGGAUGCUCUCGAUGACCGCACCCGCUCUCGUCUCUACAACUCGACUGGUUUCUUCUUCCUCACUUGGGCCGCUCACUACAUCCCCUUCUACAUCAUGGGACGCCAGCUUUUCCUUCACCACUACCUCCCCGCGCACUUGGCCUCUUGCCUCGUCACUGGCGCGCUUGUCGAGUUUGUCUUCUGCAUCGAACCCCAGGAUCCUGAAGUAUCUAGUGCCGUCAAGGGCCAUCGCCGAACUCCCUCCCGCCCCGUUCGCGAGCGUAUUGCUUCAUCGAGUCUCAUUGGCAGCUGGAUUGCAACGGGCGUCAUUCUCGCCGCUGUCUUCUGGUGCUUCCUCUUCUUUGCGCCGCUUACGUACGGUAACCCGGGUCUCGACGUUGCUCAAGUCAAUGCAAGAAAAUGGCUCGGAUAUGAUCUCCACUUUGCUAAAUAA
This is a messenger RNA of Bipolaris zeicola 26-R-13, 3366 nucleotides long. RefSeq names its product glycosyltransferase family 39 protein. The record is from RefSeq and is a predicted model, not a curated record. Gene Ontology annotation, biological process: transmembrane transport; protein O-linked glycosylation via mannose. Gene Ontology annotation, molecular function: dolichyl-phosphate-mannose-protein mannosyltransferase activity. Bases 1 to 3366 code for a protein of 1121 amino acids. NCBI's taxonomy places the organism in Eukaryota, Fungi, Ascomycota, Dothideomycetes, Pleosporales, Pleosporaceae. The transcript has 7 exons. Gene Ontology annotation, cellular component: membrane; endoplasmic reticulum.